AUGACUGAUAAGCCCAGAAAAUGGGAGCCGGCUCGCCGCCAGAGUCGCCGGGUGCUCUCGUCGUUAGGUCUCAGACCGUCACCUGGUCAACAACCCCCCAACCCCGAAGAUCGAACCACGCCUCCACACACCGCCGCGGCCGGUAUCAUGGCUGCAUUGAACUAUGCCUCUGAGUCGAGAGCUGUCACGAUUCCUGAGAUCGAGUCUAUGCCAGCGUCGGAAUCGACAUUGACAUUGACAUCGGCAUCGUCCUCAGCUGCGGCGUCAGAGUCUUUAGGUGCUACUGCUGCUGAUGCUCCUGCUGUUGUUGCUGUUGCUGCUCCAUCUACUGGGCCAACAACCAUCAGCGGUGCUGUAUCGUCUUCAAGUGCGCCUAUUGCUACUAGUUUAUUGUCGUUGCCGUUUUUUACUUCUUCUGUUUCUUCUGCUUCUGCACCUUUUUUCGCGUCUAUUGGAUCAUCAGAGAGAGGAGGUUCUGUUGUUGCUUCGAGUGCGCCUGCUCGUGCUGCUACUCCUGCGUCUGCGUCAAUGUCUACGACUACCCCGACCGCAAGGUUUACAUUCGUUUCGUCUACUUCUACUUCUACACCUAGCAUGUCAGAGAGUGAUGUUUUCUCGUCUUUGCCAACAGUUUCUGUCCCUGUUCGUGUCCGUUCCCGUCUCCCUGCUACUUCUACUUCUACAUCUACCUCACACACCACUACCAACACCCCCACUCCUAUUACCAUCGCCACAAACCCCAUUCCCUCAACCGCAACCGCAACUCCCACCUCCAUCGCAAGUGCAGCUACAAGUGCAAGCAUAACCGCCCCCCUCCAACCCAUCAACCCCUUCUACCGUCCCCGACAACGCUCCCUCUCGUUCUACGACGCAAGCACCUCCGAAGACGCCGCGCUGCCUCAGAAUCGCCAUCUCGUGCAGAGCCAGAUCCACGGGGGUGUUGGAUCGUCGAGGUAUGUCGCUGCAAUUAGGGAUGCGGCGUUGGGGGUUUCGGAGGAGGAGGAAUCGGAGUCUGAAAGGGAGUCGGAAUCUGAAACGUCGGAGGAGGAGUUGAUCAGGAGGAGGCUUCCUUUUCGUCGAAGUGAGAGGGAGGGGUCUGCGUUUGGUCGGGAUCCGUUUUUCUUUGCGACGCAGAGGCAUACGGGUUCUGGUGCUGCUGUUGUGGGUUUCUCUUCUUCGGUGUUGGGUUUGGCUUCGGCUUCGGCUUCGGCUGGGGUGGUUGGGUCGUCUGUGUCUGCGUCUGCGUCUUUGCCUUCUCAAAGACAGGCGAAGACUUCUGCUUCGGUACAGAAAAGUACCUCCUACCCGUUCCGCUCUGAGGACCUCGAUGCGGCGUAUCGUCGUGCGUCAUUCGGUUCCGGCUUCAACUCCUCGAUUGAUUCGCACGUGCACUCCGGCGGUGAGUCGCCGUUGAAGGGGAUUUUGAAGAGACGAUACGCGGCGCCGUCGAAGAGCCCUUCUGCACGUGAGAAGAGGGUGAGUUUCAUGGAAGGUUCUGGAGCGGGUGAGGAUGAGGGGGAUGUGUUUGGUGAUGAUAAUGAGGGUUUGCCUAGGGAGGUGGUGGAGUUUGUGGGGAAGUUGGUUGAAGAUGAGGAUGUGGGUGAGGGUGAGGUUGGUGGUGAGGUCGCUGCUACUGCUGUGGUGGAUGAGGUGGGUGCUGAGAGUGAUACUGUUUCUGUUACUGUGAGGAAAGAUGGUGGUGAUGAUGUUGUUGGCGAGAAGUCAUCGGAUAGUGGGAACUGA
Molecule: messenger RNA, 1743 nt
Organism: Aspergillus melleus
Lineage: Eukaryota; Fungi; Ascomycota; Eurotiomycetes; Eurotiales; Aspergillaceae
Exons: 2
Coding region: 1-1743 (580 amino acids)
Source: RefSeq, a predicted model, not a curated record